Messenger RNA from Rhodamnia argentea, 2045 nucleotides. Its product is annotated as nuclear pore complex protein NUP98A-like. The coding region runs from base 1 to 1920 and encodes 639 amino acids. Lineage: Eukaryota; Viridiplantae; Streptophyta; Magnoliopsida; Myrtales; Myrtaceae. The transcript has 7 exons. Gene Ontology annotation, cellular component: nuclear pore; nuclear pore cytoplasmic filaments. Gene Ontology annotation, molecular function: structural constituent of nuclear pore. Gene Ontology annotation, biological process: RNA export from nucleus; protein import into nucleus; post-transcriptional tethering of RNA polymerase II gene DNA at nuclear periphery. The record is from RefSeq and is a predicted model, not a curated record.
AUGGUAACUUCCAUCUUUUUCACGACUGGUAAUGCGGGGUCUCGGGUAGCUACACCAACAUUUGGCAGGGCUGCGUUUGGAAACUCAUUUUUUGGAGAUCAGCAUAGGGGAAGUCGUGUAGCUCCUUUCACUCCAACCGCUGAGGCAGAGUCCGGUAUGAUGCCUUCCAAGCUCCAGUCAAUUUGCGGUAUGACUGUGCCUGUCUACAAUCAUAAAAGCCAUGAGGAACUUAGAUGGGAGGAUUACCAGUGGGGGGACAAAGCUGGACCAAAUCACGCUGGUCAGACAGGCGUUUGCGUUGGCCGCCCCGGUGCAUCUCCUGCCAUUCCUAGGCGUACUUUUAGUCAGCCAUCUCUUUUUUUUUCCGCUACAGCUUCCAAUAUAUUUUCUUCCGCCCCAGCUUCUGCAACCACAUCUAACCCAGUUGCUCCAAAUCCCUCUAGUAAUGCAGGGUUUUGGCCAUCAACUAGCACUUCCUUUUUUGGUCCUUCUUCUUCAUUAACUGUUGUUGUUAGAUCACCAACUUUUGCAAUUGAAGUUAGUGCACCGCCAUCCAUGUUUUCUUCGUCAGUCUCAGCUACACUUGGUUCAUCACCAUCGGUUAUUAGUGCUCCCACUACUCAGUCUUCCUCGCUAUUUUGGUCUACUACACCCUCAAUUGCCGAGACUACUGCUUUUAGACAAACUCCUGCUUCCUUUUGCAUAACUACUGCUCCAUUUGGCCAAACUAUCACCCCGACUUUUGGUCAAAUGCACACAUUUAGUACAACUUCCAGUGGCUCUGGUGGGAGCUUAUUCCCAAGUACUCCAUCGCCAGUUCUCUCUACUAAUGCAGCGGCAAUCAGUCAAACAAAUCCCUCUUUUUCUUUGCCUUUUCAAACAUCUGAAGCUGCUGAGACUUCUGGUGUUUGUUCCCUUGGUGACUUAGGACAGACACGAGCAGGAGGCUUUGGCUUACAAAAUGAUUUUGGGCAGAGACAUUGUGGACAAUUGUCUAUUAAUGGGAGUUCUUCAGUUGUUCAACCAGCACUGGUCACAAAUGCUUCUGGAACCCUCCCUGCCGGAGAGCAGUUGUCCCUAGGCUGCACUGAAACUGGUUCCUCGGUCCAAUAUGGAACUUCUAGCAUGCCUGUUCCAUUUUCCUGUGAUGGAGACAAUACUCCUAGCAAACCAGAGGCUGAAAGUCACGUCAUUCCUAGGGGGAACCCAAGAUCUCUAGUUAUUGGUCCUGAAUAUCGGCCUGCAAGAGAACAGGAGCCAUCUCCAUUGAAGAAAACUUCUCCAUGCGCAAAUGAUGGUGUUUCCAAAGAUGAUCCUUUAGAGGAGCAAACCAACUUUGUCAAGGCCAGCCAGAGAAUGAAGGGAGUUCAUGAUGAUUGCUCUCUUCAGAAUGAUGAGGAAUAUGUGAUUAUUAAAGGAGCUGGUGAGUCUUCAAUUGGUUAUGAUUGUGGUGCUGGCAUUGAGGCACUCAUGCCGAAGCUCUGUCAGCCCGACUACUACACAGAACCACACGCCAAAGAAAUAGCAGCCAAGGAAAGGGCUGAGCCAGGAUUUUGCUGUCGAAUCAAGGAUUUUGUGAUUGGACGACUUGAUUAUGGUCACAUUAAAUUUGUAGGGGAGACCGAUGUGCGAAGGCUUGAUCUUGAUUCCCUUGUUCGCUUCAACAAUCGUGAAGUGAUUCUGUACGCAGAUGAGAGCAAGAAACCGCCUAUAGGGCAAGGGCUCAAUAAGCCGGCUGAGGUGACUCUUCUUAAUAUGAAAUGCAUUGAUAAGAAGACUGGAAAGCAGUACGUCGAGGGGCCCAAAGUUGAGAAGUACAAGGAGAUGCUCAAGAAGGCGGCUGAGGAACAAGGCGGGGAGUUUAUGUCCUAUGACCCCAUCAAAGGAGAGUGGAAGUUCAAGGUUUGCCAUUUCAGUUGAUAUGAUCUGACGGAAGAACAAGACUAGGAUUCUUUUGAUGCAGUUAUUUGUUCGCUGAAGUUCAAGGUCCAGAAGGAAAAACCUUUUGGUUUCAGUUGCUGGGUUCUGUUUUAUGCAGUUACAAC